Molecule: messenger RNA, 4224 nt
Organism: Ictidomys tridecemlineatus (thirteen-lined ground squirrel)
Lineage: Eukaryota; Metazoa; Chordata; Mammalia; Rodentia; Sciuridae
Gene: Six4
Product: SIX homeobox 4
Biological process (GO): regulation of transcription by RNA polymerase II
Cellular component (GO): nucleus; transcription regulator complex
Molecular function (GO): DNA-binding transcription factor activity, RNA polymerase II-specific; RNA polymerase II cis-regulatory region sequence-specific DNA binding
Source: RefSeq, a predicted model, not a curated record
GGCCGGCCCGGCCGCCAGUGCCAUAUAGUAUGCAGCAACCGGAGGAGUCACGUUGGGGGAACGGCAGAAAGCAGCUAUCCGUUUACACUACUUUGCUCUAGCAGCUAUCUUAAUGAUUGCAAGUGCGGCGGACAUCAAGCAGGAGAAUGGGAUGGAAAGCGCCUCUGAAGGGCAGGAGGCGCACCGAGAAGUGGCGGGGGGCGCGGUGGCGGGGCUGAGCCCCCCGGCUCCAGUCCCUUUCCCCCUGGAGCCGGGGGACGCCGUGGCCGCCGCCGCCAGGGUGAGUGGAGAGGAAGGGGCAGUGGCGGCGGCGGCCGGAGCGGCGGCGGAUCAGGUACAACUCCACUCGGAACUUCUGGGCAGGCACCACCACGCCGCCGCCAGCACCACCGCACAGACCCCGCUGGCCUUCUCGCCGGACCAUGUCGCCUGCGUGUGCGAGGCGCUGCAGCAGGGGGGCAACCUGGACCGCCUGGCCCGGUUCCUGUGGUCCCUGCCCCAGAGCGACCUGCUACGUGGCAACGAGAGCCUGCUGAAGGCGCGGGCGCUCGUGGCCUUCCACCAGGGCAUCUACCCUGAGCUCUACAGCAUCCUCGAGAGCCACAGCUUCGAGUCGGCCAACCACCCGCUGCUGCAGCAGCUCUGGUACAAGGCGCGUUACACCGAGGCCGAACGAGCCCGCGGCCGGCCGCUGGGCGCCGUGGACAAGUACCGGCUACGCAGGAAAUUCCCCCUGCCCCGCACCAUCUGGGACGGCGAGGAGACGGUGUAUUGUUUCAAGGAGAAGUCGCGCAACGCGCUCAAGGAGCUCUACAAGCAGAAUCGCUACCCUUCGCCCGCCGAGAAGCGGCACCUGGCCAAGAUCACCGGCCUCUCCCUCACCCAGGUCAGCAACUGGUUCAAGAACCGCCGGCAGCGCGACCGGAACCCCUCGGAGACCCAGUCCAAAAGUGAAUCAGAUGGAAAUCCCAGCACUGAAGAUGAAUCCAGCAAGGGACAUGAAGAUUUGUCUCCUCACCCACUCUCAGGUUCAUCAGAUGGUGUCACCAACCUCAGCCUUUCCAGUCACAUGGAGCCAGUAUAUAUGCAACAAAUUGGAAAUACUAAGAUACUAAGCUCUUCUGGAGUUUUGUUGAAUGGAAGCUUGGUACCUGCAAGUACUUCACCUGUCUUCCUUAAUGGUAAUUCUUUUAUUCAGGGACCCAAUGGAGUUAUCCUUAAUGGAUUAAAUGUGGGAAAUACACAGACAGUGUCAUUGAACCCACCAAAACUGUCUUCAAACAUUUUGAGCAAUGGUGUAGCCAUGACUGACAUACUGGGAUCUACCUCCCAGGAUGUGAAGGAAUUUAAAGUCCUCCAGAGUUCUGCUGCUAACUCAGCAGCCACCAACUCCUAUAGCCCCAGUGCCCCCGUGUCAUUCCCAGGCCUGAUACCCAGCACUGAGGUGAAAAGAGAAGGCAUUCAAACAGUGGCUUCCCAGGAGGGAAGCUCCGUAGUGACUUUUACUACACCAGUGCAAAUUAACCAAUAUGGCAUUGUCCAGAUCCCUAAUUCCGGAGCAAACGGCCACUUCCUUAAUGGGAGCAUUGGAUUCUCUCCACUGCAGCUGCCUCCUGUCUCAGUGGCAGCUUCACAAGGUAAUAUUUCAGUAAACUCAAGCACUUCGGAUGGGGGCACAUUUACAAGUGAGUCUGCCACAGUCCAGCAAGGAAAGGUUUUCUUGAGCUCUAUUGCUCCCAGUGCAGUGGUAUACACUGUUCCUAAUUCAGGCCAGACUGUAGGAUCUGUGAAACAGGAAAAUUUGGAAAGGAGCCUGGUAUUCAGUCAGUUGAUGCCUGUCAAUCAGAAUGCACAAGUAAAUGCAAACCUGUCUUCUGAAAAUAUCUCGGGGAGUGGCCUCCAUUCACUGGCCUCCUCAUUAGUUAAUGUAUCCCCAGCUCACAAUUUUUCCCUGACUCCCCCUACACUACUAAAUCCCACCGAGCUAAACCCUGACAUUGCUGAUAGCCAGCCAAUGUCUGCACCUGUGGCAAACAAAUCUACUGUGACAUCUGUCAGCAACACUAACUAUGCAACUCUUCAGAACUGCUCCCUUAUUACUGGCCAAGACCUAUUGUCAGUCCCUAUGACUCAGGCUGCCCUUGGAGAAAUAGUUCCUGCUGCUGAAGACCAGGUGGGUCAUGCCUCCCCAGCAGUACACCAGGAUUUUGUCAGAGAACAUCGUUUGGUUCUGCAAUCAGUAGCUAACAUAAAAGAGAAUUUCUUACAAAAUUCUGAGAGUAAAGCAACAAGCAGCUUAAUGAUGCUGGACUCCAAAUCCAAGUAUGUCCUAGAUAGCAUGGUUGAAACUGUCUGUGAAGACCUGGAAACAGACAAAAAAGAGCUUGCCAAGCUCCAAACUGUCCAGUUGGAUGAAGAUAUGCAAGAUUUAUAAACUUUAUCCCCAAACCCUUUUUGUGGCAUCAGCAGCAAAUCUUUUCAUGAAGCCCCAAAUCAAAACAUUUUCCCAUUGAAAGGAAAAUAUCUACUUUUGCAAGUAAAUGCAUUCAAGAAACUUUGGAUUGAUCUGCAUGAAGAUCAGUUAAAAAUACAAUCGUAGAACUGCAUUGCUGCAGCUUUUUUGUUCACACAUAAUGUUCUCUUUUAAAUAGAUGGAGACAAAGGAACAAGAUGAAACGUAUCAAGUCAGAGUAUAUCAUUUAGUUGGCAAUAUCAUUCUAAGGUCAAAAUAGAACUUUAUAGUUUUUUAAAUUAAAAAUGCAUACACCUAACAGAAUUAAGUAUAGCUAAAGACUGUUAGAAACAAUGCAAUUGUUUUUGUUUACUUUUACUCCAUGGGCAUUGAUAAGGUUAAGAAACAAAUGGUACUGCAAACUAUUUUAAGAGUGUUUUUUUUUUUAAGGUUAAAUAGCUUAAAACAUUAUAUAUAUAUGUAUAUGCGUACACACAUUUCUCUUUCAGCGUUUUUGAGGAAGUCUUGGUUAAGUCUCUACACAUUUCCAAAUAUUAUUGCUAACAGUUCAUUGUGGCUGAGGAAGUUUGAACCUCCACAAAAACUCUGAAACACUUCAGUAUGAAUGUAAAUAUAUCAGUUCUGUAAGUAGGAUUUGAGUAAGUACGGUGAAUUUUAUUUAUACUGUGUAUGUUUCUCUUAUACUUCAGGCGUUAUAAACUGAAAAGAAAAAUGUUUUCUUACUGUUUAAUUUAUUUUUAUUGUUUGAACAGGAAGCGAACAUCAUUGUUUCCAACAAAGUUUUACUUUUUUGUAGAAUUUUAAAAACAAUGAUUUUUAUCAGGAGUCUAUUAAGGUCAAUAUUAAUAACACUGAAACAGGAACUCUAACUCCCAAUAUUGGAAUUUUGGUACUUUUUUUCAUACCUUUGUUCUUUAUUUAGCAACACAAUUCAUUUAAAUAUGUUUUAUAUAGAAUUCUAUGUGCCUUUUUACCUUGUGGCCUUUUAUUAGUAGUGAGGUACAGAAGUGUCAACAAAAGCACUGAUGAUUCUUUUCUACUAUCUAACAGGGUCAAUUUCAUCCCAAUUGCUUUAAGUCUGGAGAACUUAAGUUUCACUAAAUAAUAUGUGUUAUGAUUAUCAUGCAAAUGGAUCAAUUAUUAUUGAUGAUUUUUAUUACAGUGAAAAUAAAUUGUAGAAGACCAUGUAAAAUCAAUUAUGCAGCCAGGAAAACAAAAAUUUUAAAGAAAAAAAUAUGUAUUUUUUUUCCUAUUGAGCAAAAUUCUAUCCCAUUGAAACUUCAUUCUUAGUGUUUUGAAUCAGUUAUUACACUAUAACACAUGACUGUUUGCACUAUAUUAACAAGUCUUUUGUAAAAGUAAAUUUUGGGGGUUUCUUUAAGUUUUCUUGAUAACGUUUAUGUUUAUCAGGACUCUGAAUGCAAGAUGUAAUAAUGCAAUUCAUUUAUAUAGUGAAUAAAGUUACCUCUGGCCUCUAAAAAGCCAGAAAAGUGAAAAAUGGUCUCUUCAGUGAGGACUUAAAGUUGUUAAACAUAAAAAUGUUACAUCUUGUUUACUUUAAGAUGUGGACAAAGCGUCCUCUAUAGAGCUCUGCAUGCCCAUCAGCAGAGCAUAUUGAAUAAGGGCCAUAGAGUACUUAACUUUUGCUAUUGUUACAAAUGUAAAUCACAGGCAUAGAUGAAAACACCUAUGUAGAAUUCUCCCUUCAUUUUGAUAAAGAACUUACUACAUCUUUCUUUUUUUUUUUUUUU